UUCUCGACCGUGUUCGUGGUCCGCACCCACGGCGGGCUCCGCUGCGCGCUGAAGCGCAUGUGUGUCAACAACGUGCCGGAUCUCAACACGUGCAAGAGGGAAAUCACCAUUAUGAAAGAGUUGUCUGGACACAAGAACAUCGUGAGCUACUUGGACUGUGCUGUUAACUCCAUAGGUGAUAAUGUGUGGGAGGUUCUGAUCCUCAUGGAGUACUGUCGAGCUGGGCAGGUUGUGAACCAGAUGAACCAGCGCCUGCAGACGGGCUUCACGGAGUCGGAAGUCCUGAGAAUAUUUUGUGACUCCUGUGAGGCUGUUGCUCGGCUGCAUCAGUGCAAAACGCCUAUAGUUCACCGGGACCUGAAGGUGGAGAAUCUCUUGUUAAACGAUAAUGGGAACUAUGUUCUCUGUGAUUUUGGUAGUGCCACUAACAAGUACCUGAAUCCCCAAAAAGAUGGGGUUAAUAUGGUUGAGGAAGAAAUUAAAAAGUACACAACACUGUCAUACAGAGCUCCUGAAAUGAUCAAUUUGUAUGGGGGAAAGGCAAUUACUACCAAGGCAGAUAUCUGGGCCCUUGGCUGCUUGCUGUACAAACUCUGUUUCUUUUCCCUUCCCUUCGGAGAAAGCCAAGUCGCUAUUUGUGACGGAAGCUUCACCAUCCCAGACAACUCGCGAUACUCCCACGGCAUCCACUGCUUGAUACGAUAUAUGCUUGAACCAGAUCAAGAGCAGAGACCUGAUAUCUUUCAAGUAUCUUACUUUGCCUUUAAAAUUGCCAAAAAGGAUUGUCCAGUGUCUAAUAUUAAUAAUUCUCCUGUCCCUUCAACUCUGCCUGAACCCAUGACAGCUAGUGAGGCAGCUGCUAGGAAAAGCCAAAUAAAAGCAAGAAUAACAGAUGCUGUUGGACCAACAGAAACCUCAAUUGCACCACGACAAAGACCAAAGGCCAACUCGAGCACUGCCACUUCCAGCGUGCUGACCAUCCAGAGCGCAGCGACGCCCAUCAAAGUGCAGGUUCCUGGGGAGCUGGGCAGUCGUGGGCUGAAAGGGACCCCACGGCCAGGGCCCGGACAAGACGCCUCGCAGCCCCACGGGACCGCGCCGCACCCCCCGCAGCAGCACAGGGUGCUCCAGCAGCUGCAGCAGGGAGACUGGAGACUGCAGCAGCUGCACCACCUGCAGCACCAGCCCACCGUGCAGGAGGCCUACAUUCAGCAGUACCAGCAAGCAAUGCACCAGCAGAUGGUCCAGCAGCAGCUGUUACUGCAGUCUAUGUACCAACAGCAGCCUGCCCAGUCACAGUAUCCUGCCACGGUGCAGCAGUACCAGCAGGCUCUCCUGCAGCAGCAGGUGCUGGCCCAGCAGCGCUCACAGCAGGCACAGUCCCCCGAGUACAUCACUUCUCCUCAAGACUUCGCACCAGCCUUAAUCUCCUACCCUGGCUCCCUCCCAGUGCACGCUGGAACAGUGGCAGAUCCUCCCCACCCUGCAGGCAGGUCAGGUAUUCCUGUUGCUGAAUCAAUUGGCAGUUACCCCAAGCAGAGCAUCAAUAACCCACCUGAUAUGUCAGGCUGGAACCCGUUUGGAGAGGACAAUUUUUCCAAGUUGACAGAGGAGGAGCUGCUGGACAGAGAGUUUGACCUGCUAAGAUCAAACAGGCUGGUGGACAGGAGAGCAUCUUCAGAUAAGAAUGUGGAGCCACAUUCUGCUCCACAGACAAGUCCUCCCGAGGAUCCCUUUGGUUCAGUUCCAUUCAUUGCUCACCAAGGUUCCCCUGGAGGGCAAGUGGAUAACUCAGCCAGCUGUCAAGGAAAUAACUUAGGGACCCCAAGCAAGGCGGGAAAACUGAGCCAUGCAUUUAGAGAUCCCCGGCCAGGGAGGAAGAGUGCGGAGGGACACGCGACAAAAGGUGGUGAGGAGUCAGAGAGUGAUUUUGAAUCUGAUCCUCCUUCUCCCAAGAGCAGCGAGGAAGAAGAAGAACAGGAGGAUGAAGAAGUCUUGCAAGGAGAGAACGGAGACUUCAAUGAUGACAAUGAUACAGAACCGGAGAAUUUAGGCCACCGACCUCUCCUCAUGGACUCUGAGGAAGAGGUGGAGGAAGAGGAGGAAGAGAAGCAAAGCUCUGACUCCGAUUCUGACCGUACCAAGCCAAAACCUGUGGAAGGGCUCCUGAGCAGCAGGUUCAGAGAUGGUGUGGGCAGAGGUGACAUCAAAGAGCCCAGUCUGAUGCACACGUCCUCGACUGAGGUGCCAAGCACUGGAACCGAGGCAAACCCUGGCCAAGAAUUUGACGUGUUUGGGGCUGUGCCCUUUUUCACUCUGCAGCCCCAGGCAAGAGAGAAGAUGCACAAAGAUGUUUCUCCUCAGACAGCUUUUCCCAGCCUGAUGCAAGAGCAGGAUGACUUCGAUGUUUUCACGAAAGCUCCCUUCAGCAGAAAGGUGCCCCAGCCAGACGGGCAAGUGUCGGGCACGGAGCCCCUGCUCUCCCCCACAUCUCCACGGAGUGUUGAUAUCUUUGGCUGCACCCCGUUCCAGCCAGCCCUCCUCCCCAAGUCCCCUGGGAGCAGGGAGGACCUCUUCGGGCUGGUUCCUUUCGAAGACAUCACAGUGCAGAAACUGUCCUCCCGCCAGCGGCGCAUGAAGCAGGAGGUGUCCAAGCCCAACGGGAAGCGCCACCACGGCACCCCCACGAGCACCAAGAAGGGGCUGAAGCCGAGCUACCGCACCCCGGAGCGAGCCCGCAGGCACAAGAAGGCAGGGCGAAGGGACUCGCAGAGCAGCAAUGAGUUCCUGACCAUCUCGGACUCCAAGGAGAACAUCAGCCUCGCCCUGACCGACAGCAAAGACCGAGCCAACCCCCUGCAGACGGACGAGAGCCUGCUGGACCCUUUUGGAGCCAAGCCCUUCCACCCCCAGCACCAGGCCUUCACGGAGCUGGUGGUGCAGAGUGCACAGAGCCAGCAGCAGCAGCCGCUGGAGUUAGAUCCCUUCGGAGCAGCUCCGUUCCCUUCCAAACAGUAA
Messenger RNA from Acanthisitta chloris (rifleman), 3018 nucleotides. It is a transcript of the gene BMP2K, whose product is annotated as BMP2 inducible kinase. The transcript has 17 exons. Gene Ontology annotation, molecular function: ATP binding; protein kinase activity. The record is from RefSeq and is a predicted model, not a curated record. Bases 58 to 3018 code for a protein of 986 amino acids. Gene Ontology annotation, biological process: protein phosphorylation. Lineage: Eukaryota; Metazoa; Chordata; Aves; Passeriformes; Acanthisittidae.